This is a messenger RNA of Lactuca sativa (garden lettuce), 1551 nucleotides long. RefSeq lists its product as uncharacterized. NCBI's taxonomy places the organism in Eukaryota, Viridiplantae, Streptophyta, Magnoliopsida, Asterales, Asteraceae. The record is from RefSeq and is a predicted model, not a curated record.
AUGGGAGACAACCAUGGUCAAAAUCCUCCACAUCCACCACCUGAACAAACCUUUAGACAAUGGGCCACUCAAGAUGUCACCCAACAACCUUUGUGCAUAAAUUACCUUGCAGCAAUCAACUUUGAACUCAAGUCUGGACUCAUCCAUUUGUUACCCUCAUUCCGUGGUCUUGAGAAUGAAGACCCACAUAAAUUCCUUAAGGAAUUUCAUGUUGUUUGUGUGGGUAUGAAGCCACAUGAAGUUACAGAAGAUCAAAUCAAGUUAAGGGCAUUCCCCUUUUCUUUACAAGAUUCAGCUAAGGAGUGGUUGUAUGACUUACCACCGGGGUCAGUUACAACAUGGAAUGAAGUUGCAAGGAUGUUUCUGGAUAAAUAUUUUCUAGAAAUGAAAGCUUCAGCUUUACGCAGAGAGAUAAUUGGUAUCAAGCAACAAAAGAGAGAAGCCUUGCAUACUUAUUGGGAAAGGUUCAAGAAAUUGUGCUCAAGAUGUCCACAACAUGGAAUUACAGAAUAUCAGCUGUUGCAGUAUUUUUGUGAAGGAAUGUCAUCUUGGAAUAGGAGAUUACUCAAUACAUCAAGUGGUGGAUCUAUAGCUGAUAAGACUCCAACAGAAAUCAGAGUUCUUAUCAAGAAUAUGGCAGAAGAGUCCAAGCAUACAGUCCAAGAAGAAGAAUGGUACAAUGAUGCACCAAGAGGAGUGAAAGAAAUUUCUACCCCAAAAAUUGAAAGUCAACUUUCUGAGUUGACUAAGGUAGUAAUGAUGCUUGCAAAGGACAAGGGCGUGCAACCACCAACAGUUAGACCUUAUGGUAUUUGUACACAAGUUGGACAUCCAACCGACAUGUUCCCUCAACUUCAAGAGGAAGAUUAUGAAGAAGCAAAAGUCAUGGGAGGUUUUCUUGGAUGUAGUCAAAGGGGAUAUGAGCAACCACGAGGUGAUCAAAGAUGGAACAACAAUCAAGGUUGGGGAGGAAAUCAACAAGGGAACUAUCAACCAAGUCAACCACAUAAAUACCAACAAAGACUACCUUUUCCACCACAAAACUUUCAACCAAGGCAACCAAAACACCCUCCUCAACAAGCGGGUUCAUCAAGUAUGUCUUUAGAGGACAUAGUGAAAAGUUUGGCAACUAGUACACAAGAUUUACAACAAGAGACAAAAGCAAGCAUAAAGAACUUAGAGAAACAAGUUUCACAUCUUGCUAUUUCCGUAAGCAAACUAGAAUCUCAAGGAAAGUUGCCUGCCCAAAUUGAAGCAAACCCAAGGCACAAUGUGUGUGCCAUCACAUUGAGAGGCGGGAAGAGCUAUGAUGGUCCAAAAUUGUCGGUUGAUCAAAAGAAAGAAGAAAUAGUGGUUGAAGAGGCAACCAAAGAAGAGAAGGAGGAAGAUAAAACAAUCAAAAAGAAGCCCUUCAUCACUGAGUCUAAAGCCACACCUGCUCCAUUUCCCAAAAGAUUAAAGAGCACGAAGAAAGAACGGGAGGAGAAUGAGAUCAUGCAAAUGGUCAAGAGAGUUCAAAUCAACAUUCCACUCCUCGAAGUCAUCAAGUAG